AUGCGCCGGGCCUCCACUCCUCUCCGCUACCUCGUCAUCGGCCUCCCUCGGCCCGCCGCCCGCCCGCCCGCCUCCCUCGACCCGCCGCCCACGCGCCUCCCUCGACCCACCGUCGUGCGCCUCUUGAUCCGGCCCGCCGCCGAGCGCGCCUCCAGAUCUGCGGCAGUGGCCCUCUCCUUCCCUCCCCUCCGGCCCACGUCCUUCCUCUGCAGCAAACUCGACUUCAUUAGGGUUGCAAGCGCCAUGAAGCUCCAGCUGAAACCAGCCACGACUACCCCAGCCCCCGGGUCAUCGACCCGAGAAGAGUCUACAAGCACGGGGCCAAUCACGGCUGCUCCAGCCCUCGAGGCGUCAGCUCCCGAAGGGUCGACGCCCGUGGAGCCAGCCCCCAAGACACCACCUGAAGAAGCCGCCGGGACAUCAAAGGGUCCUGGUGAAAUACUGAAGGCCGGGCCCGGGUACAAGAAUGUCAUCAACACCGACCUGGUGGAUGACCCAAUGCUGACAGCCAACAACAUAAGGACCUUCAAGAAAGCUUACAAGGAACUGUAUGAUUUUGCCAUUGAUGUGAUCACUCACUCCCAGAAGAAAUCAGAAAAACUGAAGACAGUUGUGAGUGGUCACCAAGAACUUGCUGCCCUAGAUAAACGCAUAUCCGAAGAGCUUAUGAAGAAUGGCUUGCUGGAGAGGAAGCUCCAGAUGUUGGAGCACGAAAAGACUCGAGAGACAUGGCUCCUCAAGAAUGACCUGCGAAACCUCAAGAAAGCCAAUGCCGAGCUCCAACAGCAACUCGAGGAACAAAAGAAGGCACUCAAGGCUUAA
Molecule: messenger RNA, 822 nt
Organism: Panicum hallii
Lineage: Eukaryota; Viridiplantae; Streptophyta; Magnoliopsida; Poales; Poaceae
Exons: 5
Coding region: 1-822 (273 amino acids)
Source: RefSeq, a predicted model, not a curated record